AGCCCCGCUGUCCCCGGAGGCCGAGUCCUCGAGGCCUCUGCCGCGUGGGGCUCGGGUCUCUAGGCCCUCUCCUUGCCCAAGCAGGGACCUGCCGGAAGCUCUGGCUCCAGGGGCAGGUCUUGGUCGGAAGCCCCUCCAAGAAAAAGGGCGCGGUCCCAACAGAACAGAGGCUCCACCACCGCCCUCCUCCCCGCCCCCUUUCCGCCGCAUCCCCCGCCCGGCAGUGUAGCCGUGUACACAAUCGAAAGCCGACCCCACCCAGGUUCCAAAACAGGAUUCAAAAGAAGGUCUCUGCGUCUUCUACCAGCUCCCUGUCAACAAACCAGAGCGGGAAGAAGCCGGUGAGAAAAACUUCUUUCCACCGCCCUGUGCGUUUCUGCAGCCUGUUCCGAGGCCGAGGCAUCUCCAAGGUCGUGAUGGCUCCCCAGAGGAUUCAUUUAUUGCUUCUGCUCUUGCUGCUGACCCUGCUGGGGCUGGUGCUGCCCUCCUUUGGCCAGGAUCGCAUGUACCAUCGAUUCCUGCGGCAACAUGUAGACCCUGAGGGGACAGGUGGCAAUGAUGCCUACUGCAACUUGAUGAUGCAAAGACGGAAGAUGACGGUGCGUCAGUGCAAGCACGUCAACACCUUCAUCCAUGAAGACAUCUGGAACAUUCGUAGUAUCUGCAGCACCACUAACAUCCAGUGCAAGAAUGGCAAGAUGAACUGCCACGAGGGUGUAGUGAAGGUCACAGACUGCAGGGAGACAGGAAGUUCCAGGACCCCCAACUGCAGAUAUCGGGCCUCGGCGAGCACCAGGCGUGUGGUCAUUGCCUGUGAAGGUAACCCAGAGAUGCCAGUGCACUUUGACAGAUAGGUGCCAUCCUGCAGGGGAGAUGGCCCAGCGCUUGGCCUUCCACUUAAUGCUUAAACUGCAAUAGUACUGCAUUUGAGCUGCCCCAGGCUCUGUCUCCUCUGCUUCCUGUUCUUUUUCUCUUUAUAACCAGUUCUGUUAAGCACAUUGUAUCAAAGAGAAAUGGAGACAUAAACUUAAAAUGAGUCUGGGCUUUGCUGUAGUAAACUUUUUUGCUUUCUUUUAUAAUACUGGUCAGUUGAGCUCUCAUCAGAUCCUAUCCUCUGGAAUUUAGUCAUUAUCUGUAUUUCUAUAGCACUUCAAACAUUUCAAAGUGCUUUCAUCUAAAUUAUCUCAAUUUGAUAGCACGGCAGUCCUGUGAUGCUGCCUGUUGUUGUAUAUAGGAGCCCAAAGUUCAGAGAUUUGCUGAAAACCGUGAAGUUAGUGGAAUAGCCGACACAAAAAUCCAGUGGAACCGAUUACUAAUCCAGGGCUUUUUCCACGUCAUCACAAGGAACAAUUUGAAAGUAACUGCUUUUUGUUAUUCCCAAAAGUCAGCUGUUGGGAGAAGCAUUACAAAUCUGGAAAUGUAUGCUGGCAAAUGAGAGCUCCAUCUGUGUGAUUUGGCUCCCUUGAUAUGCUGGGCUCAAGGAACGAUACAAGGAAAUUUCUCUCUCUCUCCCCGACUCUUGAAUCACUAUAAAAAGUCAGAAUAUUAAAAAUGUACUAGCUCAUUUACGACUCAUUCACUCUUCCUGACUGAACUGUUUUUCAUGGUUUCCUUGUAAUAAAGAAUAUAAACUGCAGGUAUCGGA
This is a messenger RNA of Suricata suricatta (meerkat), 1645 nucleotides long. RefSeq names its product ribonuclease A family member 4 (gene RNASE4). Gene Ontology annotation, molecular function: RNA nuclease activity; nucleic acid binding. The transcript has 2 exons. NCBI's taxonomy places the organism in Eukaryota, Metazoa, Chordata, Mammalia, Carnivora, Herpestidae. The record is from RefSeq and is a predicted model, not a curated record. Bases 417 to 854 code for a protein of 145 amino acids.